ACUAUUCAGCCCACUGCAGACCAAGCAGAGGCCACUUCUGAGAGGACGAGAAGGCUGAAGGGUGAUGCGGGGUGUUUAGCGGAGCAGGCCACCCAAGCUCUCCUAAAUUCAUCUGCAUCUACUCUCUUCCUGGUGGGCAGGUGAGUCACGUGGCCCCAUCGCGUGCAGGGAGACUGGGAAAAGGGAAAGAAGCCCCUGGAUAUGUGGGGAGCCUCCCUGACCUCUCUGGCUGCUGGCUGUACCCCUGGUUUCCCCCUACACACGCGCGCACACACACGCACACACACACACCCCCCGCUCCCGCACAGCAUCUGGUCCACAGGGGAUGCUCAGUGAAGGUUUGUUGAAUGAAUGAAUGAAUGAAUGAAUGACUGUGAGGAAGGUGAGGACAAGGGGCCACAUCAGAAGACUGAGGGGCUCCGUGGGGCGGUCGGAUUCCUGUCAUACCCCUCUGCGAGCUGGGGGUGGGCAAACGCUGGAGGGGAUUUCCCUGCUCGGCGAACAACUCAAAUCCCUCCCCUUUGCCGGACAUCCCCAGAGUGGGGUGGGGCGGGUCUCUGGCAGGUUCGGGCAGGCCGAGGCCCCCGAGCCGUGAGAGCGCUGAGGUUUCCGUGCUCCCGGCUCCCUGGCUCGCCCCGCGCCCCGCCAGCACGGGCCCCAUGCAGCGCUGUCUGAGAAUCAUGGUGCCGGAGGAGGGGAGCUCCGGCUGCCCGGUGCCCCGCCUGUCCUGGAUGUCGGUGCUGCGCUCUGCCGCGAUCCUGUCUCUUACCGGCAUAAUGGCAUACUGCUUCCUGCGCGUCCAGCAAGGGCAGCUCGAGCCGCCUAAGCGGGACAUGGCUGAGCUGCAGCUAAAUCACACAGGACAGCGGCUGGACCACAGGCUGCGCUGGCAGGGAAGUCCAGCCUUGGGCCGCUCCUUCGUGGAUGGACUGGAGCUGGACGACGGCGGGCAGCUGCGUGUCCGGCGCGGCGGAGUCUACAGGCUGCACAUCCAAGUGACGCUGGCCAACUGCUCCUCCUCCACGCGGGCCGCCAGGCCUCCCAGGGCCACGCUGACGGUGGGCAUCUGCUCCCCGGCCGCCCACAGCAUCAGCCUGCUGAGGCUCAGCUUCCACGGAGGCUGCGUGGCCGCCUCCCAGCGCCUGACGCCGUUGGCUCGCGGGGACACGCUGUGCACCAACCUCACGCUGCCUCUGCUGCCCUCCGCAAACGCUGAUGAGACCUUUUUUGGGGUUCAGCUGGUGCACCCCUGACUGUUGCGCCCCCUGGCCCAGAUUCGUGGGGAGAGUGUGUUUUCUCUCUCUUUUUUUUUUCCUGUCUCUUGUAGAAGCUUUUUUCUUGAUGUAUCUCUGUAAUAUAGUGACGUCUAACAUCUGAUCGGUCUUCUUCCUUGCUGCCAGCUUAAGCUUUUGGAAUUUCCUGUGUGGGAGCGGUCUUGGUGCCUUUUGCUGUGUUAAUGAGGUGACUUUGGGGAAAGCCCUUAGGUCACCUGGAGAGGUGGGAGUUGGAACUGUCCCUUCCCACUGGCCUGACCUCCAGGGAGGGGAGAGAGGCUGCAGACAGCUCAAUCAGCCACGGCAAGUGAUUUAACCAAUGGCAUCCGUGUCAUGCUCAAAAAUACAGAAGGAUGGGGUUAGAAGCUUCUGGACUGGUGAGCGAGUGAAAGUCCUGAGAGAGUGCUCACCCGUGGAGAAAACACCGAGUGAGGUUGAUGGAACAUCACUCACCACCACUUCUGGUUAGGUGCUGCCUGAGUCAUACUGGUUUUUGUUCAA
Neofelis nebulosa (Clouded leopard) is the source of this 1775-nucleotide messenger RNA. It is a transcript of the gene CD70, whose product is annotated as CD70 molecule. The transcript is spliced from 3 exons. Gene Ontology annotation, cellular component: extracellular exosome; plasma membrane. Bases 660 to 1253 code for a protein of 197 amino acids. NCBI's taxonomy places the organism in Eukaryota, Metazoa, Chordata, Mammalia, Carnivora, Felidae. The record is from RefSeq and is a predicted model, not a curated record. Gene Ontology annotation, molecular function: tumor necrosis factor receptor binding. Gene Ontology annotation, biological process: tumor necrosis factor-mediated signaling pathway; immune response.